GCGUCCUCCCACGUCUGUCAACAUUUCCCUGGUCCAGUGGGUAGCAGAGACAGAGAGAAUUAAACACAUUGAAUCGUCGCUAAUUGUGUGUGUGGGGAGGGGGGCGGUUGUUUUGUGGUGUUGUCGUCACCGCAUCUAUCUAUUUAAAAGCAACAAAACCCAUCGAUGUUAGGCGUCGUGUCACUCCAGUCGGUAAUGCUGCUGGUGGCGGUGGCGUUCGUGGUGGCAUUCGUGCUGCUGCUGUACAUGCUGUCUCCCCUCGUCAGCCCCGCGCGGCUGGGGCUCAGCGGCGCUCAUGUGGUGGUGACUGGUGGAUCUAGUGGCAUUGGGAAAGCCAUCGCCAUCGAGUGUGUCCGACAAGGAGCCUGUGUUACUCUGGUGGCCAGGAACGAGACGAAGCUUCUGCAGGCGAAGAGGGAGGCUGAAGAGCACGUUGUGAAUGAAAGCCAGGCAGUGCUGUGCAUCUCGGUGGAUGUGUCAAAUGACUUCAACCAAGUUGAAAGUGUCAUUAAACAGGCUCAAGAGAAACUUGGGCCGGUGGACAUGCUCGUCAAUGCUGCAGGUACUUCAAUCGCCGGACGCUUUGAAGACAUCAAACCUCAGGAGUUCAAGCGGCUGAUGGAGGUCAACUACCUGGGCAGCGUGUUCACCAGCCUGGCGGUGGUGCCGGGCAUGAAGGAGCGGCGGAAGGGCCGUGUGGUGUACGUGUCCUCGCAGGCUGGUCAGCUCGGCCUCUACGGCUUCACGGCGUACUCGCCGACCAAGUUUGCCCUCCGCGGUCUGGCCGAGGCCCUGCAGAUGGAGGUUAAGCCAUACAAUGUGUACGUGACACUGGCCUUUCCACCAGACACGGACACCCCUGGCUUUCAUGAGGAAAUCAAGGGCAAGCCACUGGAGACGAAGCUGAUAUCAGAGACCGCCGGCCUCUACCAACCAGAAUUUGUUGCAAAGAUCAUCGUAAAGGAUGCUGUGCUCGGAAACUUUAACAGUUCUGUGGGCUCCGACGGCUACAUGCUUUGCUCCCUUACGUCCGGCAUGUCCCCAGUCACCAGCAUCACCGAGGGCCUUCAGCAGGUGGUGACCAUGGGUCUCUUCCGGCUCAUCUCCCUCUUCUACCUGUGCAGCUUCGACAGCAUAGUUCGUCGCUGCAUGAUGAAGAAAGAAGGUUGCACUUCUCCAAAAACGGAGUGAUUGAUGCCUUCACACGGACGUACGGUCCAGACUCCUACCCUAGGGCAUUGUGCGGUGCCCGACUCCCAGUCCUAACUGCGUUAUCUGCUACUAUUUUGAUAAUUGGUCUCAGGUAUGUGUACGAAGAGGAACACUUGCAGAAUGCCAUCGAGUGGUGCAGGGCACGUGCAUUCACGUGAGAUCCACGUGUGUGCGUGUUGGCGCAGGACCAAUGCAAAUGCUGGAGCAAUGUAUUAACAUCUUUACACAAGACAAAAGGUAUACUGCCUGGUAAUCUGUCCGCGUUAAUAUCACGGCUUCACAGUCACAACUGAUUGUCAAUGCUUUAAAGUUUAUUCAUUUUGGAACAUUGCGUCCUUGUAGACCUCGCAAGUAAAAAAGAAUAAAUGACAAACAACAUAGAUUAGCAUGUUUUGCAUUGACGGGAUAGGAUGUCAGAAAGUUUGUAUGUACAAUGUGUUUUUUUCCAUUACACAAAGGAGAAAAGCUCGGGUUUUGGGGGUAAUGAGUCUGCAUUAUACGUUGUUGUGUACAUGCAAGUGGAAUUUUGAAAUAUUGAAAGCAAUAAAGCGCCAAUUUUUUUUUUGCUAUUUUAUUAUUGUUGCACCAACAAAUGCACACAAACUUCUCCAAAAAAAAUUUGCAUUUUCUCGUCAGGUUUGUGACUGGUAUUAAGAAUUUUUUUUUUUAUUAAGCAUACAGAGGGAAAAAAUACUUUGUCAUUUUGAUUUGCACAGCUGCCCUCUUUGUGUUAUUACGCAGUAGGGGCAGCACUUUCCCACCCACCUUGCUACAGAGAAUAAUGUUUAUCCUACGACAAUCAAAUCCAUAUUUUAAUUCUGAGAGCUAGAAUUUUGCCAAAUGUGAUGCAGAAUCACAUCUAAAUGUAUUUGAGUUUUUUUGUAUGUGUGUGCAGUCAUCGUUGACCAGACUGGGAGACUAUUAGCUCACUGCGUCUAAGAACUCUGAUUCAUUAAGGGUCAUAGCCCAGAUUCCAACCCAGGAUCUCCACAGUACUGGACCCUGAGCUAUCUGGCCAUCUCAGCAUGCCAAUUCAUUCUUGUCUCUAGGCAUCAAAUAAUACAAGCCCCAGCAUGAAAAAAAAACUAUGAUUGUUUGCAUAAUUGAGUCAUUUUAACGGCUAUGCACGUAUCCCAUCGUGGCAAUUCUUUAUAAAUGAGCAGUACUCUGUUCGUAUCUGCCGAGUACAGAUAUGCAUCACAGAGCAUGUAGUUACAAUAACUUUUUUUUGUGCUCUUCAGCGCAUUUAUGCAUAAUAUUCGAUUUAAAUUUCCAUAUCGCUGUUUGCACUGCCAAGUUAUAGUUACACAGAGAGUAGCCUUGCCUUAAUGAGGUAUAGAAGUGCGGGAAAAAAAACACUUAGUUUUUCCCCUGUGACAAACGCAUGUUUGUAGCAUUCUAAUGAAAGGCCCUAGCAAAACUAAAUCUAGCAUGUCUGUGACACUCUGAGUUGUCCACUUUAACUCUUUGGCCUCCAUUUGCCUCUAUACACAUCUGAAUCUGUGUAGUGGCAGAAUGUUAUUUUGUCAAACUCUAUGGAGCACGCAGGGGCAGCAGCAGCAGCACUUUUCCAGUGGUUGCCUCGGUAGACUGGGUUACUCAAAGUGCUGGGUACUCUAAUGAGCUUCUGAGAGGCACAGAACAUAACGUGCCGGUGCUAGUGGAGUGUUCUGCAAAUGUCGGCUAGCUUCAAUCUCUUGCAGGCAUUAAGACAUUUGGCAUACUUUUUGUAAAAAACAAGAUGAAUUUAUUCAAUUUACGUGCUUCCUCAGCAUUCUCCAAUCAGGCGUGUAGAUUAAUCACGUGUCUCGGAUGCCUUACUUGAGCCUCCAGAUUGCCUUGGCAGAUGGGAGAGCAUUUAUAUUGCUGCAUACUCAGCGCUGAAAAACGUCUUCACUGAAUUGCAAUUUUGGAAACGGUAGGAAGACUUUUUCACAGAAAAUGUGUUCAUGAACAAAUUAUUCUUUGGUUUAUUCGGUAAAGUCACGUAUACAGAUAAAAUAAUAAAUUAAAUAUUUUUUCUUUCAUCUUAAUUAUUUUAUCUUUAUACGUGACUUUACCGAAAGAACCUAAGAAUAAUUCCUGCAGUCACGAAAGCUCCAAAAUUAACAUGAACAAAUUAUUUGUGUUUCAUUUGAGACCUCAGACCUGUUGAGAGAAAAUAGUGUAAUUAUUUUUUGUGUGCGCAAAUGUUCUUAUUACAUGUGUAUAUUGUUCUCGAAUGUCAUACACAAGUGAAUAAUGGACAAUUUAGAGGCCAACCAACCAUGUGAGCUAGCAGGAUUUAGAACAUGUUUUGUUUUACCAUUCACCAGACAUACUGUCAGUGUUAUUCUUGAAAUGACAAAUACUUAUCAUAUAACACCACAUCUUCUUGGUUCUUUCGGCAAAGUCACGUAGAAUGGAAAUAAUAAAAUAAUAAUAAUCCAUUCUACGUGACUUUACCGAAAGAACCAAGAUGAAUCCCUGCAGCCACGAAAGCUUUAAAUCGAAACACCACAUGUUUAUAUAUAUAUAAACUAUGAAAAAGCAAUUGAUUGAGUAUACUGAAUUAUCUUUAGCAACCAAUAGAAAUGAACUAUGAUAAUUGGUUUUUACCCUUCUAUCUGGCAACAAAACUGACACAUUUUUUACAAGGAGUCAUGUUUGCAUAGACCACAAUACCUGCAGUCAUAAUGCAAACAAAAAACACAACUCUGAUAAUUUAUGCAUUGUCCUUGAAGUUGAUUGGUCCACACCCGAGACGGCUUUCCUUAGAGCCGAGUCUCACAUGGGUUGGACCAGAUGACGCCAAAAGGCGCACAACUCAAAGACAAUGCACCAUCAGAGUAUGAGAGCUCGGGGUAAGCAUUGGAACCUCAUUUGCCAGUAAAAAAUAUGAUAAUUGGUUUUUUACCCUUCUAUCUGGCAAAUAUUUGCAAUGGUAGAAAUGAACUACAUGAAAUAAUUUAAGAGCUUAACGAAGAAGGGUACAUUUCUGGGCUAAAAAGAAAUGAGAAAAACAAAGCUCAUGUCGAAGCUUUAAACAAGUAUAACCCGUAAAAACAAAGUUUUUCACUAUAAAUCCUUUAUAUAUAUGUGUGGCGGCUAGAGUCCUCUCGUCCUCUGGCUUGAGAUGGCUGCCACCUAUGGGUCAGAUGAUUGCAUUGCACCAUUAAGCAAUUGGUAAUUAAAUAUUAUAUUUUUGUCCUAAAAAGUGUAACAUUUUGGAAAAAAAAUUUCACGAACAUUAAUUGUCACGCACAACGAGUCUGUGUGGAAAAUGUCAGCUCGAUUGGAUCACGGGAAGUGGGUUAAAAAACGACCGAAAGAUUUGCACGGUCGUAAGCAAGCAAGCAAGCAAGCAUGCGAACUUAAUAUAAAGGAUUUAAAAAAAGAGAAAAGCAUGGCCACCGCAGAGGUUGAGCAAUAAGAUCAGCUCAUGUGCAGGCGCGAGAGGCGUUGCGAGACCGUUCCGGAGUGGCAAGGUCAUGGAGAGACCUUCAUCCAACCGUGGAUAGAACGUGGAUGACAGCAUUUUAAAAAAAACAUAAACUAAUCUUCUUGGUUCUUUCGGUAAAGUCACGUAGAAGGGAAAUAAUAAAUAAUAAAAAUUAAACAAUAAAAUCAUUCUCACGACGUUUCGGCCACAACGCAAGCAGCCGUCCUCAGGUGAAGAACAGAUCUGUCGGGAAGACAGCGUUGUGGUCGAAACGUCGUGAAAAUAAUUUUAUUAUGUUUUAUUUUUAUUCUUUUAUUAUUUCCCUUCUACGUGACUUUACCGAUAGAACCAAGAAGAUGAAUCCCUGCAGUCACGAAAGCUUUAAAUCGAAAAUUAUAAACUAAUUUAAUUGUAUUCUGCAGUGAUUUCCUUCACUUCACGAUAUUCCGUGUUCUACAACUGCAAAUUCCAUCAAGGAUUCGGUUCGCAGUGGAUGCAUUUGUGUUUACAUUGUUUGGGCUUUGAUUCGGUUGGUUUGAGCAAAUUAAAAUAUCCUAAAGCAAUUUGGCCCACCCAUCACAACACUGCAUUGUUGAAAAUAGCUUGGCACGCUUUGAAGGUGGCUUGUAUUUGGCUAGGUCAAUUAGGGAAAUCGUUAUUGCAAACACAAAAUGCCAUCCUGUUUAUCCAAUCUCAUUUCUGCUCAUUAAUGCUUCAAUUUGAAACGAUGCUGACAAUUCAAGUUUAUAAUUGGUUUAAUUUAUACUGCUCUGCGUGAGCAGUGUCGUCAGCACCAUUUCUUAAUGUCUCCUGUUAGUGCGGUGAUUCUAGACUCAAGUACGUACUCAUACUCCACCCAUUCAAAUGCAACUCAUAAACAGUCAACUGCAAUAUGUAUCCAUAAUAUGUUUUUUUUGGGUUGGAGCGCGUAAAUAUAAAUGUGUCGUUAAACCCGCCACCCCCCGACACAGCCAAUUAGUAAUGUUUGUCACGUAAACAAAACAUGGCAAUUCGUUACGAGUACAGCACACCGAUGUGUUAGAGAGUAAACUCACGCAACAUUUACAAGCUUUGUGUUGAUUUACUCUCCAACAAUUUACCAUGUGGAUUUGCCCUCCAAAUUUGCAUUGUAAAUUGCCUACGUGUUAAACUGCAGUAUGGAUAUUUGGUGUUAAUUUAUUUGUUUAAAGUAAUCCAUUUCAAUCGACGUAAAUUACAAUUUUUGGAAAAUUUCACAACGAAUAUAUAGGAAAGAUAUGGAGGGUAAUCCAUAUAUAUAUAACCCUGCGAUUUCGAAUGGCUCUUAACAGAUAAGUGGAUUGAGAUUUAUGUGGGAGAUAUGUAAAGGCUUUGAAAUAAAAUUGUAUUUUCUUCAUCACCUGCUCCCGAAUACUUGAGGGGGAAAUAUACAAAAUGGAUCAAUGUACAGAGAUCAUACAGGAAGUCAGUAUUUUUUUUUGGCUGUUGACAUAUGGAAGGGUUCCAUUUUGUCCAUUUUUUUGUUGUCAAUGGGUUUGUUAAACAAAGUUCUGCAAGGUUACUCGUUCCAACAAAGAGCCUUUGAGAAUAAAUCUGGGGCCAGUUAAAUAGAAAAACAACUAAACUGCAUAAGUUAAAACGAUGCUGACCCGUCAUCCAACAGUGCAUUGACAAAAGGGCUGUUAUUUACUUUAUUAUUUAAUACCAAUUAUAUUCAAUGCCAAGAUGUUUUCUAUUCUGCCAGAACUGGACUCUUGUCAGGACCUGAUCCCAUGCGUGUUUAUUGUCUCAAUUAGAUUGGAACCUACAAGUGGAGUUCUUAUCUUGCCCUUCUUGACUUAACAAUCCAAAUAAAUUCACAUAAUUUGAGUGUAAUAUAGUAGUGAUUCUAGAUUUAAGUGGUGGAGAAACAAAAGUAGUGUUGCCGUUUAAUUACGUCUGUACGUUUUAUAUAAAUAGUUUGACAGCAUAACUGGGAUAGGCCAGCAGACCAAUUUAAUCGGACCAGCAUUGUUAAUACUAAUACAGUAUUGUGGACACUAACAGCUUUUUACGUAUUUCAACACAGGAAAACUCUACCUGAGUAUUACUGUAUGGAAAUAUAUUUCCUUUCAUUUAGCAAUCUGCUGGGGGUUUUUUUUGUCUGAAUUGUAAUAUUUGUGAUGUGUUUGUUUUUUGAUGAACGUGUUCCGCGAAGUGUUGGCCAGGCAACAUAAAUGUGGGCCACUUAAAUGGCAGUCUUGCCCAAACUGCUAAAUUGUGUCUGGAUAAAGAUAAGUACAUGAAGACGGAUGCUUGUGUGGCGAUCGAAACGUCGUGAUCUAUUAUUUUUCUACCUACGCGACUUUACCGAAAGAACUAAAGAGUAUGUACAUACCUGUCAACCCCGUAUUCUUGUACAGGGAAAUUGAGUUUUCAGGUCCAUACGGCGCACAGCCGUUUCAAUACGGACAAAACAAUAUUCUGUCAAUUAGUUUGUUUCCCACUUGUGAUGGGAUUUUGUAGGAUUAACGUUGAGAUGUAUAAGAGCACGGGGUGGCCAAUAAAGUCUGAAUUGGUCUGUAAUAAGUUAGGCACUGUUAAAGGGUUUACAGGUAUGUAAGCGCUAGAUGAAUUAUGUAUGGACGAGCAGAUUAUAUUGUUUACAAAAUAUACGCUACAUUGUAAAACAAAAUAAAUAAUACUGUACAGUAGUUAUAAAUGUUCCAAAGAUUAUCCAGAGCCACUUUUACUUUCCUAUUAGCAAUUUAGAGACGUCAAGUCCAACAAAUAAAAAAUUACAAAGGUUUUAUAGCAGCUCGUACAUAUAAGCCAUAUUGUAUUUUAUAUUCAGUUUAGUCAUAAAUAAGUAUAACCAGUAAAAACAAAGCUUUUCACUAUAAAUCCUUUAUAUGCGUGGCAGCUAGAGUCCUCUCGUCCUCUGGCUUGAGAUGGCUGCCACCUAUGGGUCAGAUGAUUGCAUUGCACCAUUAAGCAAUUGGUAAUUAAAUAUAUUUUUGUCCUAAAAAGUGUAAAAUGUUGGGAAAAAAAUUUCACGAACAUGAAUUGUCACGCACAACGAGUCGGUGUGGAAAAUAUCAGCUCGAUUGGAUCACGGGAAGUGGGUUAAAAAACGACCGAAAGAUUUGCACGGUCCUAAGCAAGCGAACUUAAUAUAAAGGAUUUAAAAAUAUAUGGCUUUAUACGUGCAGGGAAAACCAGGAAGAGAAUAUAAUAAAAGUACACUUGUUUUACACGAGAACAAAUCGAAUACAAUAUUAAUUUAUAAAUACAAAAAUCUGAGCAUUCGUGUUUUCAGAUAUCAAUAACCUAAUAGUGUAACAUGGCACCAACCUGCAUCCAGCAGGUGUGCAGGUUUACCAACAGGUGAAAGUUGACCGCACUUCUACACGUGGCUUUGGUUUUAUCUUCACUUGCACUGCAAUUUAUAAUGCAAUUUGUGUGCACCCACUGAAUAGUAUGAGCGCAAACAGCUAUUAAACAUCUGCAAACCAUGAUGUCUG
Messenger RNA from Lethenteron reissneri (Far Eastern brook lamprey), 8115 nucleotides. It is a transcript of the gene KDSR, whose product is annotated as 3-ketodihydrosphingosine reductase. Lineage: Eukaryota; Metazoa; Chordata; Hyperoartia; Petromyzontiformes; Petromyzontidae. Gene Ontology annotation, biological process: sphingolipid biosynthetic process. The record is from RefSeq and is a predicted model, not a curated record. Gene Ontology annotation, molecular function: 3-dehydrosphinganine reductase activity. Gene Ontology annotation, cellular component: endoplasmic reticulum membrane.